AUGCUACUUGAAAAUCUACCAGACGAAUUAUUUUUGAAAAUAUUUCAUUAUCUUUCGCAUUACGAUCUUAUUCAUGCGUUAUAUAAUUUGAAUACACGUUUAAACAAUGUUACACAUAGCGUAAAAAUAUCGAUUGAUCUAACUCCCAUGCAAUGUCCCCCAGCGAUUGACUAUUAUACACCGUUGUAUCAAAAUCGUGUGACAUAUGCAAAAUUUUUGAAUUAUUGUCAAAAUAUUCUACCGAAUGUAGAACAUCAUUUAAUUUCAUUAAAAUUAUCUAAUCGUGAUACAGCUAAUGCAUGCGAUUUAUUUAAUACAUGGUUUGAAAUUAAGAAUUAUUCUAAUAUUGAAAUAUUAACAUUAACUGAUCCAAGUGUGUUAAUGGUCAUCAAAUUAAAAUAUUUAGAACAUUUAACAACAUUAUAUAUUGAAUUUGAUUUCAAUUCUACUAUGUUGAAAUAUAUUUUGUGUGAACAAAUGAUAUCGUUAAAAAAAUGUACAUUAAUUAACGUUAAUAUCUUUUGUCAAACAUUAAAUUUAAGUGAAAUAAAUAAAUCAAAUGUAGAAAUUUUAUCAAUUGAUAGACAUACAACACUUUUUAUUGAUGAUUUAUUUUUAUUAUUUCAUUUUAUGCCAAAAUUAAAACAUUUAGAAUGUUCGUACAAAGGUUAG
Messenger RNA from Didymodactylos carnosus, 672 nucleotides. The record is from the annotation of a GenBank genome assembly. NCBI's taxonomy places the organism in Eukaryota, Metazoa, Rotifera, Eurotatoria, Philodinida, Philodinidae.